This is a messenger RNA of Pyrus x bretschneideri (Chinese white pear), 1832 nucleotides long. RefSeq lists its product as uncharacterized. The record is from RefSeq and is a predicted model, not a curated record. Bases 296 to 1462 code for a protein of 388 amino acids. The transcript is spliced from 15 exons. Lineage: Eukaryota; Viridiplantae; Streptophyta; Magnoliopsida; Rosales; Rosaceae.
CAAAAGCUAGAGGAGCGAAGCGGGCAAAAAAAUUCAUCAAACACACAACUGGAGAAAAACGUAAAACCAACAACUGUAGCCGGGGAGGUGCUGCAGACGCUGUGCCAUUACAUUCUCUCUCUCCGUCUCCGAUACGAUCUCCGGCCACCGCCGAGUGAAAGUUUGGAGAUUUUUAGUUUGAUAGAAGAUUGUGGGGUUGAAGAAGAAUGCAAUAUUGGCCUGAGAAGUUGCUGAAUCAAUUGAGGUUUUUUUGGGAGUGUGAGCUUUGAGUUGAGUCUCAGACACAACACCAAUAAUGGGCACUGUACACCGCAGUGGGGUUAAAAAAUCAAAUGACAGUGCCAGGCUUAUUUUCACUACAAUUUUGGGAGUUAUCUUUGGAUUUUUUAUUGGUGUAUCAUUACCGAUGGUUUCUCUAAGCAAGAUUAGGUUACCUUCAAGCCUUAUAACAUCUCUUGAUGUAGCCUUCACCCAACUACGUAGACCUAGUACUCCUUCCCCUUCAAACAAGAGUCUUGAAGAUGAAGGAUCAGAGGGUGUCCCUAAGAUAUAUGUUCCAACAAACCCACGUGGUGCGGAAACACUACCCCCAGGAAUUAUUGUUCCUCAAUCUGAUCUUUAUAUCCGGAGAUUGUGGGGUGAACCCAGUGAGGAUCUGAAAGUAACGCCAAAGUAUUUGGUAUCAUUUACUGUUGGUAUAAAUCAGAAAAUGAAUAUUGAUGCAGCCGUUAAAAAGUUCUCCGAGAACUUCACAAUAUUGCUUUUUCACUAUGAUGGCCGGACUAGCGAGUGGGAAGAGUUUGAGUGGUCAAAGAGGGCAAUUCAUGUUAGUGUGAAGAGACAAGCAAAAUGGUGGUAUGCAAAGAGAUUUUUGCAUCCUGAUGUCGUGGCAGCUUAUGAAUAUAUUUUCAUUUGGGAUGAAGAUUUGGGAGUAGAACAUUUCAAUGCAGAGAAGUAUAUACAGUUGGUCAAGAAAUAUGGUUUGGAGAUCUCUCAACCGGGUCUUGAGCCCAAUGAUGGACUGACAUGGGAGAUGACAAAGAGGAGAGGUGACAGAGAAGUUCACAAGGAUACAGAAGAAAAACCAGGCUGGUGUAGUGACCCACAUCUUCCUCCUUGUGCUGCAUUUGUGGAAAUAAUGGCCCCCGUCUUUUCACGGGAAGCUUGGCGUUGCGCAUGGCAUAUGAUCCAAAAUGAUUUAGUGCAUGGAUGGGGAUUGGAUUUUGCUCUCAGAAGAUGUGUAGAGCCUGCUCAUGAAAAGAUUGGUGUAGUUGAUUCACAGUGGAUUGUUCAUCAAGUAAUUCCUUCUCUUGGGGGCCAGGGAAAUCAGGAGGAUGGAAAAGCUCCAUGGGAAGGGGUACGUGAUAUGGUGAGAACAAGGUGCAAAAAUGAGUGGGCUGAAUUCCAGGCUCGCCUCCUCGGCGCAGACCAGGCAUACCUUGCUAAGAAAGGAAAGGGGUAAAUAUAUGUUUAUCCCGUUAAACAAAAGCCUCCACCCCCACCCGACCCCCAUGCAUCCCCCGUCUCGUUUUGUACAUGUUUUCACUCGGCCACAAAGGGGGUGUGUUGAAGAGUCCAAAUUCCUACUGUAAUACUUUCUCCCUUUGCUGAGAUGUAUCUUAAACGUUGUUAGUUUAUAAGAGGAGAGAAAUUUAGCCUGCCUGAGAUCGAUAGAGUCGAGUUUCUGCCUUGUUCUUUUUCACCAAGGUAUAGAAAUUUUACCUUACCAGUUUCUUUCACCAAGGGAAUUGUGGUCUGCGAAGGGAGUUGGAUUCCAAUUUUGUAUGGAUUCUGGAGUUAAACUAUUUAUAUAAAAUGCAGCGCAUCAAUGC